Pangasianodon hypophthalmus (striped catfish) is the source of this 4274-nucleotide messenger RNA. It is a transcript of the gene ssc4d, whose product is annotated as scavenger receptor cysteine-rich domain-containing group B protein. The record is from RefSeq and is a predicted model, not a curated record. The transcript has 12 exons. The coding region runs from base 733 to 2487 and encodes 584 amino acids. Gene Ontology annotation, cellular component: membrane. Lineage: Eukaryota; Metazoa; Chordata; Actinopteri; Siluriformes; Pangasiidae.
CCUUUAUGGGCAACCCAGUGAAAAUCAAUAGUACAGGUUAGUACCAGUUUUCUGAGAGCAUAUGUGCCAUAAGCAUAGGUAUGUAAAAACUACAUGCAUAUUAUCAGUACACCAACCCACGCCAACAAUAUCAUAUCAAAUGACACAAAGUUUAACAUGCAUCAUUUUUUUCUUACCACACAUUCACACAUUUGCACACACAUUAGCCAUUAUUAUUGUACACAUAAACAGAACAGCACUUCCUGAGAGCAGAGCUUGAAACUAGAGAUGCUCAGGUACCAGUGAAGGGUUGGCUUUCAGCUCUCUCUCUCUCUCUCUCUCUUUCUCCUUUUUCUCCCUUCCUUGCUCCUCUUCAUUCUUUGUGCUGACAGCGGCAGGGACCAGGUGUCAGGGCAUACAUUAAUAUACAAAAGUGAUGCCUUUCUCAGGUCUUAUGUAAACUGUAGGAGAAAAGCCAAAUACUUAUAGCCUCGGAGAUGAAAGACCCUGUAUCAGUGCAGCCGGACGCUGUUUUUUUCCCCCUCUUUCUCUUGCACGAGGUUCUUAUGUGUAACUCCAACAGGUGGAAAACUGUCCUGUGAGCUACCAACUAUCUGAAAUCACAGGACAAAAUCUACUGCCUUUUUGGUGGUAAAACUCAUAUUUUGUGGGGAUUAUAUUAUUUGUCUUGUGAGGGCAAGACAAAGCCUGCAAUUAUCUAAGGUAUCCUGGUGGCUCCUUCCUCAGACUGCCAUGCGAGGCCAGCGUGUGUCCAAUAGUGUGUGCAGGUGCUCGAAAGCCUUCACAUGCGUCCUCAUCUCUCUACUGGCCUCACUGCUGCUGCUGGCCUUUAACAUGCGCCUACCACUCAGUGAAUACACAAAACAUGCAGAUCACAAAGUGAUGAGACGAUCAGUUCUUAGCAAUAACAACAGGACAGUCUACACCCAGAGUCUAUUGCGGCUGGUGAACGGCAGGAGUCGGUGUGAAGGCCGUGUCGAGGUUCAGCACAAUGGUACAUGGGGCACGGUAUGCGAUGAUGACUGGGACAUGGUGGACGCCAACGUGGUGUGCCGACAGCUGGAGUGUGGUCUGGCUGUUGCAGUCGGAACAAGCUCCCGCUUUGGACAGGGCUCUGGGCCUAUCCUGCUCGAUAACGUUGACUGCAAAGGGGGAGAGACAGAAUUGAGCCAGUGUGGCAAUCAAGGCUGGGGCAUCCACAACUGCUACCAUUAUGAGGAUGUGGCUGUCACCUGCAAAGGUAACACUGUGUUAGGGCUUCAAGGACUUUCUGAGGAGCCCAGCACUCCAGCUCGUAGGAACUCUGGUUUAUCAGGGGAUGGUUCAAUCCGGUUGGUGGGUGGUUUGGACCGCUGCCAGGGCCGCGUAGAAAUCUACUACCGGGGCAGCUGGGGAACAGUGUGUGACGAUGACUGGGGCAUGCGAGAUGCGGCUGUGGUGUGCCAGCAGGUUGGAUGUGGCCCUGUCGUCACCUACACCACCAACGCCUACUUUGGCUAUGGCAAAGGUCUCAUCCUCUUGGACAAUGUACACUGCAGUGGCUCAGAGAGCCAACUGGCCACAUGCUACAGCCUUGGAUGGGGGAUUCAUAACUGCGGUCAUCACGAGGAUGCUGGAGUCAUCUGCACAAGACUGACCACCACCACUGCUCCUCCUGUGAAUACAGAGACCCUACACAAUGCUUUCUUCCAUACUGAGAUCCCAGCAGAGACAGGAAUGACUAUUCCAGUUACAGAGACAACACCAGCUAAUCCAACCACAUCCUUUACCACAAAAGAGCAGCCCACCGUCCGUGUAGUGAAUGGGAACAGCAGCUGUCAGGGCCGUGUGGAGGUCUUCUACGAAAACAUCUGGGGCACAGUGUGUGAUGAUGAGUGGGAUAUGGAGAACGCUCAGGUGGUGUGCAGGCAGCUGGGGUGUGGCCCGGCCAUGGCGGCCAUCUCCCUGGCAUACUUUGGCUACGGCUCUGGUCCCAUCCUGCUCGACAACGUGGACUGUGAGGGCAAUGAGAGGCUGCUGGCUGACUGCUUCAACUUGGGUUGGGGACAGCACAACUGUGGACAUCAUGAAGAUGCUGGAGUCAUCUGCUCAACUUCCCCAGCCUGGGCAGGAACAUCAAGAAGCUUUGGAGUGACUGAUAGGAUCAUCACCACUCCCCCACCAGUGGAGGGUGCUCUGAGGCUCUCAGGUGGUCCGCACCGCUGCGAGGGCCGAGUAGAGCUGUAUCAAAGUGGCACAUGGGGCACUGUGUGUGACGAUGCCUGGGACCUCCCCGAUGCCCAGGUGGUAUGCAGGCUGCUGGGCUGCGGUGAUGCCAUAGCCGCACAGGUGGAGUCCUUCUUUGGACCAGGCGUUGGCAACAUUCUCCUGGACAAUGUGAAGUGCACAGGCACAGAGCUGUCCCUCCAGCAGUGCUCCCACAUACCAUGGGACGUGCACAACUGUGACCACUCAGAGGAUGCCGGUGUGACGUGCUCACUCACAUGACUUCGCCCAUCCACAGAAGCCACUCCCCUUCUACCUGUGGUCUACAGAGCAGCGGGGAAUGGAGUAUGUAGACAACAGGACAUGUACAUUUUGUAAAUAUCCACUCACAUUGAUACGCUGAAGAUAUAAAAAGCUACUGGAUGAUCUGAAACCAAAAGAAAUGACAAAUUAUGCUUAUAUACAGAAAUUGGUCAAUUUUAUUUUAUUUAUGCACUUUAUGAAUGUAUGAAUACCAAAUGCGUAUAAACUGUAUGUACAAAUAUGACACACCAGAUUUUUCCACAUUUCUUAUGUAAAAGUAAUUGAUACACAAUGGAAAUACAAACUGUUAUCCCCUAUUUUUUUCCUAUAUACAAUAUUAAGAUAUUUAAUAUGCAAGUAUGUUAUGCUAGUCAUGCUUGCCAUUGCAUUGUGGAGAUGCUGGGACAUACAUUAUUCACAUCACUAUAAAAGUUUUGGCUAAACCCUAAAAUACUCAAAAUACGAAUAGAUGGGUAAUCAGAAAGUGUUUUUAUAUUCUAUUAAAUAAACAGCUAUAAAUAUUACACCAAAGGUCAUCUAGAAAAAGAUAACCUGAAAACAUAUGUCUAUAGAUAUCUAGAAUAUUUAGAUUUAAAAAAAGAUAUUCUCAGGUUUAAAGAUCUCUAAUUACAUUAAGUAAAAAUGAUGUAAACAUCUCGCAAAUUGAGAGCUUCUGUUAUCACAUGAACGUUCUUUAUCCUUAUCUAAAGCCACUCAAAGCUGCCCGAGUAGCCAGAGCUGACUGAUCGGGGUUCUGGAAGCAUAAAUUGUUCUGUAAAGCAUGUGUGGGCUUUUUUCUUUGUUUUUAGAAGUGAUCACAUUCAUUGCAGGACGUAAUGAUUCCUAAUUUAACAUUUGACCGCUGUGACUGGACCAUUUUUGAACAACAUGGGAAAUACGGUGUACGCAACUGGACUUUUUUGUUGCACAGAUAUUUACAAAAUGUUGGGGAAUAAAGUAUCUCUUGUAUUCUAUCAGAUGCUCUUUUUCAAGGGGAAAAAGCUUCGUGAAUAAGACAUCUCUAAAAUACUUUUUGAUAAAACCUACAAUAAGACUUUAGAUGUUUAUUCUACAAACUUGGUGCUUAAAGAUAUUAAACGUUUCAUCACAUUUUCGGCACUAGCUUUAUGUGUGUAUGUUUCCUUUCCUUUCUUCCUUCCUUUCUUUAGGUUCAUGGCAUUAAUGACUUUGUCAGGUUAAGAAGAGGGAGGUCCUGAUUAUCGACACUCAUUAUAGGUAUCAGGGUGAUAUGAAAAUGAAAUUCUGUGCUGGUAUUGGAUUAGAUUUGACAUAUUCUUUAAUAUGAUUCACUGAUGUAGGUGUACAAAUUGUAUGACGUUGCUUGACAAAGGUGCAGAGCGUCAGCUUGGGUACUAAGAGAAUGUCAGUUGGCUCAAUAUUGGGUAUUGGCCAAAACUCAGAGCUCUAAUAUUGGUAUUAUAACAAAAAUGGAAAAAGUGGGAUAAGUGAAUUAAGACAAGGCUGGGGUUAGGAAUUAAAAUAUUUGGAAUUAAUGAGUUGUAUUUCAUACGCAAAUGCAUAGCUACUUGCAAGGAUAGCAAAACUGUGUGUGUGUGUGUGUGUGUGUGUGUGCUGAUAACUACUGCUCUGGUGGUCAGUUCGAUUCUUGGCCCAGGCCCUCUUCUUGCUAAGCAUUAGGUAGCUGAGAAUGGAUUCUUCUGGUUUACUGAGAUCCUGCAGCCAUUUGGCACUUUCUUUCAAUACAGCAAAAAAUGAAGCACCUCAUCCUCAAAACAGCUGCUCAC